ACGAAUUUGGACGGCCGCCAAAACAUAGAGCAGCGAAACAAAAAAAGAAAAAUACCUUGUAACGCUCAAGUAGUGAAAUUCAAUGCAAAAGUGGAUUUUUUUUUUUUAAUUUUACAAAAAAAAAAAAUAUUAUUUUAGUAUUACAUACGUAACAAGAAAAACGAAAAUUAUGACUGAGUUAGACAAAAGUUCUCCAUCAACAGCCAAAAAGCUGCUAACAAACGCAGAAUGUCAACAAAUUCUAGCGAAAGCCUGCGGAAUGGAGUCCAAGUGGCAGCUAGAAGACUUUCUGCUGACGCCAGCCGACAAUGCAAAUGGUUAUCUUGGCGAAUAUUACCAUCUGCUGGUGCGGUACAGCGUCGCUGAGCCGGAUGAAAACAAAAAUCUGACUGUUGGGCGCGAAAUGCACGAACUGCUUGCUUUCGUGAAACGUGUGCCACAAGCCAAUGCAGAGCCAGAGAAGGAGGCGAUAUUUCGAAAAGAGGCGGGGUUGUAUGUAACACUCUUGCAGCGGUUAAGGAGAUACUCCACUGUUGCCUGGUCGCCCCGCUGCUACUAUGCACGCGACGAUCUAAUUGUUCUCGAAGACUUGGAAAAAUUGGGUUAUGCCUUGUAUCCCAGAGUAGAAGCAUGCCUUCCUGAAUACUAUUUGCGAAAGGUGCUACGAGCUUUAGCUGCACAGCACGCAUCCAGUUUAGCGCUUGAACACAUAGAAGGCGUCUGUAUUGGCGACAUCUACCCACAAUUAGACGAAGAGAUCACUGUGUCACAUCGUGUGCCCUGGUACACCACAGGGCUACGUGUCAUUCGCACUUUAGUUACAUCACAAUUAGAAGUACAACCAACUUCGGUUCGGGAAACCAUUGAAGCGCGUUUUGUGACUGCCAUUACAAGCGUGUAUAGCAUGACCAAUGCCUCUACUAAAUAUCGAAAUGUGCUUUGCCACCGCGACAUUUGGCGCGGUAAUAUCUUCUUUAGCGACAACACGGUGGCCACUUCGAAUGCGAACGAGUGCCCGGUAAUAUUCGUGGAUUAUCAAACUGCGCGCUACUGUCCGCCGGCUAUCGAUCUGAUAUACAUAUUGUUUAUGAACCUAGAUAAGGCUACAAGAAAAGCGGAAGAAAUAGAAUAUUUGCGCUUUUAUUACAAUUAUCUCGAGAGCGAUUGCGUUGCCAAUGGAUUUGCGCAGACAGCUGUGCCGCUCUCUUUUUCCGAUUUAUUGGCAUCUUAUGGGGAAUUUCAGUUUUUCGGUUUGCUUUACAGAGCGAUCGCCAGCACAAUUCUGAAUGUUCCAAGAGCGUUUGUAACCAAUUUUUACGUUCAUGUGGAACGCACUGAUGCAGUAUUAAAACUGAUGGAAGAGUAUCCCGACUUUGGAAGGUAUAUGGAAGAACAGAUUUCUGACAUAUUGCAGUUUUUGAGCGAAGAAAGCUAUGAGAGAACUAGUCGCUUUUGAUAUAUUAGAAUUUUAUAAUAAGAAAUAUUUAGUAUAUAGAGCUAUUUGGAUAAAUACGAUACCGAGAACAGAGGGUAUUAGGUUUGCCACGAUCUUUGUAAUACCCAAAAGGAUUACCUAAAAAGAAUAUAUAUAAAUUAUCAGAGUGGGGUGCUAAGUCGAGUUAGUCUUGUCGUUUUGUCUUUCCGUCUGUCUAUAUACUCACACUAAUUCCUCAGCUUUGAAGAUAUUGAUCUGAAAAUUUCUAAGGAGCUGUUCAUUUGUCGAAAUCGGCGAUAUCGAAAUACUAUAGCUUAUAGCUGCCAUACAACCUAAACUAUCAAAAGUAAAGUCUUUUUAUUUGUGAAGGCUAUUAAAGCUUCGUUGGAGAAGUUCUCGAGAAAUCUUGGUAACCGACUUCAGAAAAACAGUUUCGAGAAAAACGCGUAUAAAGAGGGAGCACUUAGCCUAGCUAGCCUCAAGUGAACAAGUUCUCAAGGCUGUAUCUCCGAAACUAUUACUGGAAUCAACUUGAAAAUUUAGGACAAUAUUCUAGAGGUGUUGUAGAAUUUAAUAAGAUAAUAAAACCAAUAUAUUUUAUAACCCGUAAACCCAUGCAACCCUAGUCAGAUCAUUAGGUCACCAUCUGAUCUUAAGUAAGUUAUCAAUUUCGGAAAUUUUUAAGUACUGAUAUGAGAUUAUGUGCUUGCCAUUUAAAUUAUUCUAUAAGAAAAUAAUGUUCCGACAAGUUUGAAUUUUCAUGUCAAACAAAUUUUAUUCAGUCGGUGUAGGCUAUGACCGGAUAUCUUAUAAUGUAAACUCGUAUGUAUAAGAAUUCAUCAAUGAAUAUACAUUUUAACAGCGCGAAAUUUGCCAACAUUUUUGUAAUUUUAUCUGAUGAUCUGUUAUAUUGAUAGUUAUCUACCUGGUGUUAGCAAAAUUUAAAUGGU
This is a messenger RNA of Bactrocera dorsalis (oriental fruit fly), 2385 nucleotides long. RefSeq lists its product as uncharacterized. The coding region runs from base 170 to 1456 and encodes 428 amino acids. Lineage: Eukaryota; Metazoa; Arthropoda; Insecta; Diptera; Tephritidae. The record is from RefSeq and is a predicted model, not a curated record. The transcript is spliced from 3 exons.